Drosophila takahashii is the source of this 1266-nucleotide messenger RNA. It is a transcript of the gene Smyd5, whose product is annotated as SET and MYND domain containing, class 5. The record is from RefSeq and is a predicted model, not a curated record. Gene Ontology annotation, biological process: negative regulation of gene expression, epigenetic. Gene Ontology annotation, molecular function: histone H4K20 methyltransferase activity; protein binding. Lineage: Eukaryota; Metazoa; Arthropoda; Insecta; Diptera; Drosophilidae.
AUGAAUCACUUUGAGAUUCGGGAGGUGCCCGGAAAGGGUCGUGCGAUGUUCGCGACCAAGAAUUUUGCGGCGGAGGAGGUGAUCUUCGAAGAGGAACCCUUUGUGUCCCGGCAAUUCUCGUGGAACGUGGCCUACGGCUACGUGGCCUGCGACCACUGCAUGCGGCCGCUGGAAACGGUGCUGGAGAAUGUCCGCCGCCUGGCCAGCGAUCCCCAAGUGGAGGUGCCGCUGCUCCAACACGAUCCCACCGCCCAGUGGGUGGCCCAGUUCACCCAGUGUCCGCGCUGCAAGGUUCGCUACUGCUCCGAGGACUGCCUGAUGGAGGCCCAGAAGCGCUACCACCGGCUGGCCUGCAUGGGAGCCUUCCGCUCGGACGACUCGCAUCCCAUUAAUAUCCUCAACGAGACCUGGAAGAAGAUGCACUAUCCCCCGGAGACGGGCAGUAUAAUGCUGAUCGUGCGCCUAAUGGCGCUCUAUCAGCAGAGCAGCAAGAAGGCCGAGUUCCUCGAGCAACUGCAGUCCUUCCAGGCGCUGAUUGUGAAUCGCGAGCAGAAGAUCUACCACAAAAUGCUGGGCGAGAACUUCGAGCAGCAGAUGGAGCAGCUGUAUCUGGCGUUCUGCAAUGCCUUCCCCGGCGAGGAGUUCGCCAUGUUCACCACGCCGGAUGCUUUUAAAACCCUGAUGGGCAUUAUGGGUACCAACAGCCAGGGCAUCGCGACAAGCGUGCUUUCCCAAUGGGUCGUCAAGGUGUCGGAUCUGCCACUGCCGGAUGCGGAUAAAGCCCAGCUGGACACGGUAAUCGAUGGGCUCUACGCCAAAGUCGGAGAAUUUGCUGGCGAAUUCCUGAACAACGAGGGCUCCGGUCUGUAUCUCCUGCAGAGCAAGAUCAACCACAGUUGCGUACCGAAUGCCUGCUCCACUUUUCCAUAUUCCAACGACAUUGUGGUGCUCAAGGCCUUGGCGCCCAUUCAAGAGGGAGAAGAGAUCUGCAUCUCCUACCUGGACGAAUGCAUGCUGGAGCGGAGUCGCCACUCGAGGCACAAGGUUCUGCGCGAAAACUAUAUAUUCGUCUGCCAGUGCCCCAAGUGUCGAGCCCAGGCCUCUGAUCCCGAUGAGACCAGCGAUGACGACGAGGAUGACGAUGAAAUGGACGACUACGACGAUGAUGACGAGAUGAACUAGCCUAAGAAAAUGUUUUUUAAAGAGCGAAAAAUGAGCUACAGAGUAUAUAUAGAUUCUAGAAUAAAUGUUAAAGAUUUUGAAGAA